Molecule: messenger RNA, 513 nt
Organism: Heterobasidion irregulare TC 32-1
Lineage: Eukaryota; Fungi; Basidiomycota; Agaricomycetes; Russulales; Bondarzewiaceae
Exons: 2
Coding region: 1-513 (170 amino acids)
Source: RefSeq, a predicted model, not a curated record
AUGAAGGAAUGGUGCUUGAGCAAUAUGACAGGAAUGGCAUCGUGCGGCUUGCUCGAGCCUGCAUUCCUGUACGUGCUCAAACAUAUUGAUCCGCUCAUCAUACCUCGACCCGCCGGCAGGAGGUUCAGCAAGCAUCUAGCGCAUGAACUUCAACAGAAGUGGAACGCCAUCGUCGACGAGUACAUUGCCAUGGGUGAAUUUCCGCGCUCGAGUUUCGAAGUCGAACGUGCUGCAAAGAUCGGGUACGGGAAUGGAGCCCUGAUCCGAGUUUGCGGAGCAGAGGAGUGUGAUAACGUUGAAGAGGGUGCAGACGACAAGUUCCGCUUCCGGCAAUGCAGUGGGUGUCACAUCGUCAGUUCAUUUCCCGUCGUUGUCAGGAGUCGACCUACUGAAGACUGGUUUCGUGUCGUUCAGUCGGUGUGCUGUAGCUCGAAGUGCCAGCGCUCCGCUUGGCCCACACACAAGAAGGCUUGCGGGUCUGAUACUCAUCUUCAGCAGAUGCUACCGUCCUAA